UGUCCAGUUAAUAGAACUAGCUUCAGUGCAAUCUUGGCUUCACAAGUUAAGCAUGACAUUUCCUCGUGUUUCGGGUUACGAAUUGUGGGUUCGGGUUUAUGUCAAUGAUUUCUAAUCAUUAUGGUUACUAUGAUUGGAUUCUUUCAUUGGACUGGGCUACUCAUUCACUGAAAUAAUUGAUUGAAUAUUCCAUUCUGAAUUUCUCUUAGUACAUAGCUGAAUAAUCAUGUAUUCAGGGAUUUGCAGAGCGGAAUUAUGUAUUCUGGAAUCUGCAGAUUGAGCCACUCGGCUGACUUCUUUGCCAGGCUGAAUUGAUAUAAUGGCCGGAGUAACGUUUUCCUGUCUGAAACGUCUCAAGAAAUUAUCAGCCAAGUGUUCUUUGAACUCAGAGCUAAUUCAACCACAUCACCGUAUGAUGAACCUUACUAGACGUGAGGAUUGCGUUCAUGUAAGCUUUCCGGGUAUCUCACUGAGUCAAGCUUAUUCCAAAGGAGAGUUACAGUUACAUGACAUUUUUGCCAAGAACCAGUUUAGAACUAUGAUUUCUGAAAACAGCAACCUCUUGAGUACCAAACCCAGUGCUUCAUUUUCUCCUAAAUUUUCCAGCUUUUGGCUCCACCAUGCUCUUCCUUUCAGUUCAAUGACCCUCUUGUUGAAUCAUCGGUCAUAUUCUUCGUCUCUGAGUGGCAAAUUAAGUAGAGAUGGAACCACAGAUUUUGCACCUGAUUCUAUUGAUGCAAGUGACUGGACUGAUGAAUUGACUCCAUUUCUUCAACAGUUGCUCGACUCAAAUCCUUACCUCAACGAUGUGGUUAUUCCGCUUGGUGGUACAUUGACUGCCACUCUAAUAGCAUGGACUGUGAUGCCUCUGAUCUUGAGGAAAUUUCACGAAAAUGCAUUGCAAAGUUCUGCAGCAACAUUUCUGAGAAGCAAAUAUGGUGAGCAAGUUCCUUAUGAGAAAAGCUUGUGGGGUGCUUUGGAGGAUCCACUGCGAUAUUUGGUUACCUUCGUGGCAUUCUCACAGAUUUGUGUAAUGGUAGCUCCAACAAGUGAAGCCCCACAGCAACUAGCAGAGGCAUGGAGGGAGGCAGUAAUGUUGUUAUUUACGUGGUUUUUGCAUCGAUGGAAGACAAAUAUCUUGGGACACAUGUCGUCAAGUCAAAGUUUACUUGGGCAUGGUCAACAUAAAUUGCUUACUCUGGACAAAGUCUCAUCUGCUGGUGUAUUUGGGAUUGGUACAAUGGCUCUGGCCGAGGCUUGUGGUGUCUCUGUUCAAUCUAUUGCAACUGCUGGCUGCAUAGGAGGACUUGCCACAGCCAUUGCCGCCAGAGACGUCCUUGGCAAUGCGUUCAGUGGAUUGUGUAUGCAGUUCACGGAGCCCUUUACAAUUGGAGAUACAAUCAAAGCUGGGUCAGUGGAAGGAGAAGUUAUUGAAAUGGGAGUGACAAGCACAUCAUUGGUGAAUGCCGAGAAGUUGACAGUGGUAGUGCCCAACUCAUUUUUUUGCAGCGAGGUAGUGGUGAUAAAGAGUCGAGUUGAAUGGCACAGUAUGAUAUCGAAGAUUCCGGUGAGGGUUGAAGCGAUAAAUAGGAUUUCCAGAAUAAAAGAUGAUAUAAAAAGUAUGCUAGCAACAAACCCCAAGGUUUUGUCGGGGAAAGGGAGCCCUUACUGUUACUUGUCCCGCAUUGAAACUUCAUACGCAGAGUUGACACUUGGAUACAACCUCAAACACAUGGGCAAAGAUGAGAUGCGUGGGGCAGAACAAGACAUCGUGGGGUUGGCUGUUGAGAUUACCAAGAGGCACGCUGCUGAACUUGGCCUUCUCACCUCUUCUUCAUCGGAUUCUGACUGAUGCACAAAGCUUCUCUCUGCUUCCUUUGCUGAAGCCUCGGUCACAACUUGAAUGAGCUUCAUCAGAUCAUCUUGGUACUAUCGUCCGCAGCAUCUGGACAUGUUGAGUCACCGAGUCGCCACAUCCCAGAGCAAGUGUAGCCUCGAUUCGAUCUAGGCCAGAAGAUCACCAUCCAUUAUAGCUUCAUACAAUUCUUGUCUUUUAAUCACUCCUAUCCAGAUAUCUCAGCGCCAUGAGAGAUAAAUUAAAAACAAAACAGCUUCUGAAAAUUAGGACUCUACUUUAAAAAUCCAAAGAUCAGUCGAAACCUGAAACCACAUUUUUUAAAUUCAUGUAUCACAGAAUUUGUUGCGUUCUUAAAUUCAAAAGUUUUACUGACAAUGCAUGGUGCACUAAUAAAUCAUAAAAAAUUAGAUAUUUGUAAUUGUAACUCAAUUUUCAAUAUUUAUAUUUUUUU
This is a messenger RNA of Prosopis cineraria, 2309 nucleotides long. RefSeq names its product mechanosensitive ion channel protein 1, mitochondrial-like. Gene Ontology annotation, biological process: transmembrane transport. The transcript is spliced from 6 exons. Gene Ontology annotation, cellular component: membrane. NCBI's taxonomy places the organism in Eukaryota, Viridiplantae, Streptophyta, Magnoliopsida, Fabales, Fabaceae. The record is from RefSeq and is a predicted model, not a curated record. The coding region runs from base 320 to 1852 and encodes 510 amino acids.